GGUUAGCACAAUGUUUUAUUCAGCGACAUUUUAAUUCCUGACUUUGCUGAUACAAAAAGACCGUGUUCAUGUCCUGAAAGUGGAGAUGCAUUGCUUUUCAUUACUGUCUGAAAUGUGCACUUCAUUCUAAUGAAAGCAGAAACGACCCCAGCGGUGAGAAUGAUGGAGUGGAAACACAUUUUCAAGGAAAACCGCUUUAUUCUGCCUCCUCAUCAAACAUCCCGUUUAGCACAAGGACCGAGUCAGCCUUUUCAACUUGUGUUCAAACGACUGGAUGGAUUUCACAUCGAUCAGGCUGAAGAAAACAGGUCAGGCAGGUAUGAACUCCGGGUCUCUCUCUUCGACAACAGUCUGCAUCGUUUCUUUGGAAGGACAUGGAGGAGCAAACUACGUCAGGCCACUACGAGUAACCAGACACAACUCAAAGUGAAUUUCAAUGAGGUCAUAUACUUCCACACAUCCCUGUGUUUACUUUCAGUAGUGGCUGUAGUGGAACUGGUCUUUCUCUCUCCUGGGAAUAACACCUCCCAAAAUGCAGUUGGGCUGGGAUUCGGCAUCCUGCAGCUCUUCUCUGGAUCACCUGAAGCGGAGGGCAGGUUAAUUCUGUACCAUGGUACCCCUCGAGCUCUACUGCACCCAACUCUUAAGGACCCUCUGCAGUUUAACUCGGCACUGUCAGUGAUAGAAGGAACUCAGCUACUGUAUUCACUCCAGCCCUACCCUGUCCUCAGUACCAUCAUGCACCUGCUCCCACCCAACAUCCUGGUCUCUGGCCAUGAUCUCAUUCCUGGAGUUUUACCAACCACAGACAACACAGUUGAUGCCCUGAGGAAGCCUCAGCUCUUGCCUGUAUUGAAGUGUGUGCUGGAGAAAGUGUGUGUGUGCCUCGGUCCUUCAUUACAAGUGUUUGAGACAGAUUUGCUACAGAAGCUCAACAGUGACCGCCACAACACGAAUCUGGGUGUGGAGGUGCGGUCUGUGGUGGUACAGGAGCGGAGGCUGCACAUUGGUGUUCAUAAUGGCUUGGGCUGGGUGGACGGGCCUGCAGUGAUGGUGCUCGAGCCAAAAGCAGGUGGAGGGGGUGCUGUCAAACAGAGUUCUACAGAGACCCACAACUCGGUCCUGAUGCUGAGGGGGAACGUAGAGCUGAAGAUGAUGAGGCACCCAGCAUUCAGUGUGAUUUUUCAGCUGGAGUACGCCUUCUCGCUUCCUCUCACCGGAGACAGCAAGAUGUCCUCUAUGACCUCUCAGCGGGCUGCGUUUAUGCAGUGUGUGCGCUGGGGUGUAUGGAGCCCUUUCGCAGAUCCGGAUGGACCAAGUGAGAGCGUGAGUCUCGGUCUGCAGGGUGGAGCCUUACCCAAUCCCUAUGGUGUCAUGGUUUACACAGCACACACCCAGCAGGCUGAUGCAGAGAAAAGUGUCAUUAAAUUCAAGUUUUCCGACACCGAGACAGUUACUUCCAGUAUGGCAACGAAAGCAAUCGCUAAGGAAACUCUUCAGCCUAAGAAGUUGCAUUUUACAUCCCAAGAUGAGAGCAAGCUGGAGCUUGAUGGUUCACCACAACACACCUCCCGCGGCCCCAGUCUCUCGCUCUCUCAGCUGGCUGUGACUUCGCCUUACCCGAGCGUGAGCCGCACAACAGGGUCACCAUGGCAACAGCAGCUUCCCGCUCCGCUCGCUUCAUCCCCGAUGGCGUCAGCCCACCAGCUGUCACGCGCCGAGCGUCUGACUUUGGGCAGUAUAGCGCACCUCGAGGUCAGUGCAGUGGAAAGAGAGCGAACAAACAACGGAACAGAUGAAGAGAGUGAACUCCGGGAGCUGACUUUUACCCCUGUACAUGCCCCCGUCAUCACCCUGGGAACACACACAUCCGGCUCCAGCAGGACGAGUUCUCGUGGAUCCCUCGCUCAUCUGUUUUCCACUCGUUUUCCUCAAAUUCGUGAUGAGUUUAACCAGGCGGCGGAGCUCCUUGAACCCGAUGAGCCUGUAAACUUUGACCCACAGAAAGAAGAGGCUGAUCCAUCGCAGACUAACACAAUCGUGCUUCAGUUUCUGGCUUUUACCAGGGUCCCUCAGCCAGGCGUGAAUGUCGACUCUCCGAGCUCUGUCCAUUUUACCUUUCAGCUGUACCGCUUCCCUCCUGUAACAACCCAGCACCUUAAACUGAUUGAUCCUGAAGCCGGUGUGAGAUCUGAUUACCCCUGUAUUCUUUACACCAUCAACAGAGACGGUACUGGCAGCUCAGCUUCUCCUGGACUACAGCUGCAGUACCAUGCUGAUCCUGCUUUCCUGAAAGCUGGAGAGCGCACAUGGUUCCUGCGCUAUCUGGCACAGCACUCUCUGCACAUAGACGUAUGGGACAGUGACUCUCUACUGCUCAUCGGCUCCACUGCAGUCCAGCUGAAGCAUCUGUUGCGUCAGGGUCGAUCUGCAGUCCAGGUGCUUCAUGAGCUGGAGGUCGUUACUACAGAGUACCUACAAGAUGCCAGCCUGGUUAGGGAGCAUGCAGAUGGGCACAGGGUGAUGCCACCCAUCAGUGUCUACACCACGGUCAAAGGCAAGCUGCACGUACGACUCGGCAACAUUGGUGGUGUGGUGCAGAAACCCAUGAACCCCUCCACGACUCUCCCUCCAUCUCGAUCUCACGUCGUCCAGCCCAGCCAAACGCCUGGAGGCUUUAAAGGAGGCAGUCUCUCUGCUAACGCUCUUCACAAUCUCAACGAAAUGUGUGUUGUAGCACGGAACGUGAAUCGGGCCCAGCGACUGCCAGAGAUUGACGGCGACCUGGCCAGCCUCCUGCAGAGUCGGAUGAGAGAAGUGGGCGCCGCUUUGCAGAUGGGACGAGCUGAAGCAGAGGAAGUGCGUCGGAGGAAGAUGGACAGGAUGGCAGCUGUUCGGCAGCGCGAAGAAAGCACCGUAUCCAACACACAAGAGAAAGCAAGCAUGAGGAGGAAGGAUCAUCAGGCUCAGCACUCUCAGGACCUGCUGCUGAUUGAGGCCUAUCGAGAGCGCUGCAAAGUGGAGGGCAUCAUUAACAUGCUGAGCCAAGCUAUUACCACCACACAUACAAUCUACGCUAUGCUUGGUACCGCUGAGUUCUUCGAGUUCGUGCUCAAGAACCCUUUCAGUGUUCCACAGACGGUCACCAUUGAGUGUGAAGACCCAGAGCUUAGUGUCAUACUUAAGGCUGAGGAAUGGAGGUAUUUUAAAGACUUGACGGAGACGAGAACCCCGCUGGAGGCAGAGAUGUUUCACGUGAAGGAGAACAGUUCGACUCCUCAGGUCUACCUGCGGCCCAAAGAGAGCGUCCACAUCCCACUCAAGUACCAGACCUUUCUCUCCGGCCAUGUCCUGGCUUCUGAGGACAAGAGUGGAGCAGAGAUGGCUAAAAUUCCACAUUUUGCUCAGAAACAGCAGUCCAACACAAUCCGUGCUAAGUCCAUCAAGGUGUUUUUCCGAGCGGAGGACGGUCAGCCUUUGGCCAUCUGCCAAGUAAGAGUGGAGCCGACUCCGCACGUUGUGGACCAGACCUUCCGCUUCUACCAGCCUGAACUCUCCUUCCUGAAGAAAGCCAUCCGGCUGCCUCCUGCUGAACACAGUGCACCAGAUGGUGAUGCCAGCCUCCAUGUGCGCUGCAGCGACCCCAGUGUGAUCUGCCAUGCCCCUGCUAUGAAUCCAGGAGAGCCCCAGGAUGUCUAUCUGAAAGCGCCUGGUGCCCCCAGUCCACAGAUCAAGAAAUUCUUCAUCAUGGUGUUCACUGACCCAUGGCUAGUCUCCCCGGCUCAGACGUGGCAGGUCUUCGUUCAUUACCUGCAAAGGAUUGAUAUUAGCUGUGCGUGCGGUACGCUCAGCUGGCACUCCCUGGUACUGCAUGGCACGCAGGCCAUACGCAAGGUCAAGAGCUACACCUCCCACCCUCUGGAACUGCAGGUGGACCCAGCAGAAGUGUUUGCACUGCCAGCUCAGGGUGUGCAGGACAUCAGAUUGGGAGUAAAGACCAUGUACUCAGGAAGCAGCUUCCGCUUCCUCAACGUAGUAGAUGUGGACACGAGACAACUAGUGGCCUCAUGGCUGCUGUGUAUCACCUGCAGACAGCCUGUUAUAUCACGGGCGUUUGAGAUCCGAGUACCUGUUGGAGGAGGGAGAGGCAACAGCAAGAAGAUCAGCUUCACCAAUCCCUACCCUUCCAGAAGACGAUUCAAACUGUUCUCGGACCAUCCUGACCUUUUGCAGUUCAAAGAGGAACACUUUCAGAUUGAUGGAGGUGCGAGCUACAGCAUCGGUCUCCGUUUUGCUCCCAGUCAAGGCGUUGGUGCUGAAGAGAUCCUUGUAUUCAUCAAUGACCAGGAGGACAAGAACGAGGAGACAUAUUGCAUCAAAGUUGUCUACACGUAGCACCAGCAAACAAUGAGAUGUGUCAUCUGCUGUACAAAUGUCUUUUUAAAUGUCAUCUUUUCUAACAAAUAAUUUAUUUUCCUUUGUAAAGGAUCACUUUAUACUGUAUCUUUUCACUUUAUGCUGUAUCUUUAAGACACAUGUAUAUGUUUAAUAUUUUACACAGCAAAGCAUCUGAAAUGUGAUAUGUUUUCAAAUAUUUUACAUAUGGAUGGUGCCUUCAUAAUAUUUACAGACAUAAAGAUGAACCAAUAAUCCAAACACUUUUUGACCAUAUUUAGAAGGUUUGUUAUUGGAGAUUGAAACCUAGAUCUGAUGUAGUCUGUUGGCCUCAUGUGUUUUUUACACUUUUCUGUUUUGUGUAGCCCUGCUAUCUCAGAGAUUUCUUACAUCGAUGACUUUAUACAGAGACUGAGCACAUCUCCAAAUCAGAGCUUCUACACAGAGUGUUUUUUACUAAAGAUCUGCAAUGAGUUGGCAGUUUUUCAGGUAUAUCUACCAUGUGUCUUCACAAAUUAGUCACUAGCCACACUCACUAAGAGCUGCUGUGCUUUUCACUUAUUAUCCAUACAUUAAUGAAGAAAAUGCCACCACUGGAACACCAUUGAUGUAAACUGUUAUAGUCGUGACUUUUCAGCAAGUGAUCAUAACCAAUAGCCGUUAUAAUAUGUAAUAUUAUGUGUUCCCAGUCCCUAAGAUAAGAAUUUAGGUAAUACUUUAAAUAGUUGCUAGACAUUUACCUCCAAAUACAAAGCUGACCCACCUGACAUGGUAUACCUGUUUGCCUACAUAUAUUUACAAUGUGCAAGCCAAUAAUAUUUAUGCAUACAUGGAGCUAUAUUAUGACUAGGACUUAUAUUGAGGGCUUUAAGGUUCAAGAUGAUGAAUUUGUAUUCUGCAGUGCUGGCUACAAUCAAACAUGGCUGUGUUUAAAUGGCUUAAUUGGCCUAUCAAUUAAAUUGGUUGACUGGUUGAUUGAGUAACCAAGGCUGACAUGGGUAUUGAAUAACAUCCUUGAAUAAAUACAAUUGUUUGACAAAUCUGU
Messenger RNA from Trichomycterus rosablanca, 5440 nucleotides. RefSeq names its product nephronophthisis 4 (gene nphp4). The record is from RefSeq and is a predicted model, not a curated record. NCBI's taxonomy places the organism in Eukaryota, Metazoa, Chordata, Actinopteri, Siluriformes, Trichomycteridae. Gene Ontology annotation, biological process: protein localization to ciliary transition zone; negative regulation of canonical Wnt signaling pathway. The transcript has 30 exons. Bases 130 to 4395 code for a protein of 1421 amino acids. Gene Ontology annotation, cellular component: non-motile cilium; cytoskeleton; ciliary base.